CGGAGUCCCUCGCAGGGCGUCCUUCCCGAGAGCCCGGCCGCGGGGCUCCUGGCGCCCGAGGGGGGUGGGGUGUGUCCGCGCCACCAGAUCCGCCCCCUGCUCCUCGUGGCCUCCCAGAGAUCCCGGGAAGUCCCAAGGUUGGGGCCCAGGAGAAAGGAAGCUCCGGGAGAGACUCGGGCGGGCACCUUGUACCCCACAAGGCGAGGACAGGCUGGUCACUUUCGCCUCUCAGACAGUCUCCGGCCACUUGGGCUUGAUGCAGUGAGUGCUUUUCAUUGAUGAUCCUGCCGCGCCGCUUUGCGUACAGGAUCAGCACCUAGCCAAGUGGACCGGGCUAAGUAAGAUGCUGGAGAGGUGAAUGGAGAUGAGUGGAUAGAAGGAAGGACAGAUGGAUGGAUGGUUGGACAGUGGAUAGAUGGCGGAUGGAUAGGUAUCAUACCAUUUUUGGUGGUGGACUGACUCCUAGAUUGGUGGUAAUCACCAGAGAUAUGCUUUCGUGCCUGGUGACACAAAGAAGGGCUGCAGACCAGCUAGCACCACCACCACCUUUGGAAGAAAUGCAGAAGCUUUGCCCUCCCUCAAGACCUACUGAGUCAGGAUCAGCAUUUUAACAAGAUUCCCAGGAUAUUCCUAGUGAUCUUGGAAGAGUUCAUCAUGGAAUCGAUCUCUAUGAUGGGAAGCCCUAAGAGCCUUAGCGAAACAUUUUUGCCUAAUGGCAUAAAUGGUAUAAAAGAUGCAAGAAAAGUCACUGUGGGUGUAAUUGGAAGUGGGGAUUUUGCCAAAUCCCUGACCAUUCGGCUUAUUAGAUGUGGCUAUCAUGUAGUUAUAGGAAGUAGAAAUCCUAAAUUUGCAUCUGAAUUUUUUCCUCAUGUGGUAGAUGUCACCCAUCAUGAAGAUGCUUUAACAAAAACAAACAUAAUAUUUGUUGCAUUGCAUAGAGAACAUUACACCUCCCUAUGGGACCUGAGACAUCUGCUAGUGGGGAAAAUCCUGAUUGAUGUGAGCAAUAAUAUGAGAAUAAACCAAUUCCCAGAAUCUAAUGCUGAAUAUUUGGCCUCAUUAUUCCCGGAUUCCUUGGUUGUCAAAGGAUUCAAUGUCAUCUCAGCUUGGGCACUUCAGUUAGGACCUAAAGAUGCCAGCCGCCAGGUCUACAUAUGCAGCAACAAUAUCCAAGCUCGACAGCAGGUUAUUGAACUUGCCCGACAGUUGAAUUUCAUUCCCGUUGACUUGGGGUCAUUAUCAUCAGCCAGAGAAAUUGAAAAUUUACCCCUGCGACUGUUUACUCUCUGGAGGGGCCCGGUGGUGAUAGCCAUAAGCUUGGCCACAUUUUUCUUUCUUUACUCCUUUGUCAGAGACGUGAUACAUCCAUAUGCAAGAAGCCAGCAAAGUGACUUUUACAAGAUUCCUAUUGAGAUUGUGAACAAAACCUUGCCUGUUGUCGCCAUUACUUUGCUGUCCCUGGUAUACUUAGCAGGUCUCCUAGCAGCUGCCUAUCAACUUUAUUAUGGCACCAAAUACAGGAGAUUUCCACCCUGGCUGGAGACCUGGUUACAGUGUAGGAAACAGCUGGGACUACUCAGUUUUUUCUUCACUGUUGUGCACGUUGCCUACAGCCUCUGUUUACCAAUGAGAAGAUCAGAAAGAUACUUGUUUCUCAACAUGGCUUAUCAGCAGGUUCAUGCAAAUAUUGAAAAUUCUUGGAAUGACGAGGAGGUGUGGAGAAUUGAAAUGUACAUCUCCUUUGGCAUAAUGAGCCUUGGCUUGCUCUCCCUUCUGGCAGUCACUUCCAUCCCUUCCGUGAGCAAUGCUUUAAAUUGGAGGGAAUUCAGCUUCAUUCAGUCUACUCUUGGGUAUGUUGCUCUGCUCAUAAGUACUUUUCAUGUUUUAAUUUAUGGAUGGAAACGAGCUUUUGAAGAAGAGUACUACAGAUUUUAUACACCACCAAACUUUGUUCUUGCACUUGUUUUGCCCUCAGUUGUAAUUCUGGGUAAGAUCAUUUUACUUCUUCCAUGUAUAAACAGAAAGCUAAAGAGAAUUAAAAAGGGCUGGGAAAAGAGCCAAUUUUUAGAAGAAGGUAUUAGAGGAACUAUUCCUCAUCUUUCCCCAGAGAGGGUCACAGUAAUGUGACCAUCAUCAGUGCUCACAGAUGCCAGAAGAAGUUCUAUUCAUGCCAUUGUUUUUAUGGCUUCCUCUGUGUUCAGUUGUUAUGCGUGCUGUUGAAUUACUUUGGUUUGAAACCUGUUAAAUGAGAUUUCAUCUGAAUCAGUGAAAGGAUUUUCUUCCAGUUGUCACAGGUGUCCUAUUUUACCAAUUUGAAUUUUUGUAUUCAAUGAAUUGUGGAAAUUUAAGUAUAUUUUUUUCUGUUUUGCACAACUUAACACUAUUGUUACUUUCCUGUAUUUCAUAAUCAAGCAAAAAUAUUUGCAGUUAAUAAUCUAGCAUAACAAAAUAUUAAAAAACACUUCACAAGCCAGAAUUUGAAGCUUUGGAUAUAAUUUAAUGGCUAUACUAUACUUUCUAAGAAGCAUCAGCAAGGUUUUGAUUAUUAUCCAACUUAAAAUAUAGAAAUGCAGAAUCAUACCUUAUUUUUAAAGUUCACAUUGCUUAGGAUCUACAUAAGGGUGCAUAGUAACAUUCCUAUUCUCUCAUAUAUUAGGAUUUGAAGAAUGUUAUAAAUAUUAUGAAGCAGUGUGACUACACAAAUUUAAAAAGACAAACCUGAAAUUAUAUUUAAAAUCCACUGAAGACAUAAAAUAGAUACAGACAAUGCAUAGUUCAUGAGAGAGUUUAUUCUUUAUCGUGUUACAGAGCAGUUUCAUUUUACUAUUAGUAUGUUCAUCAAGGAAAGGACUCGGGAAUAUUUGGCCUCCAAAAUUGAUAUGUUUAAUACAAUACCAAUCCUGGGAAUAGUAAAAAUGUCGGGUUUACAUACAAGGUUACCUGGUUUCUGAUCUUUCUUGUUGCACUACUCUCUGGUGAGAUAUGAUUUUACUGAUGUUCAGUUGGGGAAAAUAAUGUGCCAGGGGUGGUCCUAAGCAUUUCACUUGUGUUAGCCCAUGUAAUAGUUAGCUCCCUGAGACAAAGAGUUAUCCUCAUCUUACAAAAGAGGAACUGAAAGAAGAGUAAUUCCCCCAAGGCUACUCAGGAAGAGGCAGAGUGAGCAUUCAGGUCCAUAUAUCACAUCCUAGAAGCCCUGAUUUUCACCACUAGGCUCCACAGCCCCUGCUCCAUCCCCAUGCUAGGUUCACGAUGGCAACCUGGAGGCUCUUUGUACAAAGGUACUGACAUUAUUGUGGAUGUAUGAAAUAUUCCAGUCAUAAAUUUAUUAUUGCUGAUGGUAGCCAUGGUCACUUACCCUGGUCUGGCCUGAAUAUAAGCCCAGACCCCAUGACAGCCUGCCCAUCUCCCUGUCCAGUGAAAAAUUCAGGCCAAGACAAGGUCAUGGCAGUGUUAACACAUUGCUGAGACCCAGCAGAUCUUUAAAAGAAUCUCUGUAAAAUCAGUCAUCUACUUCUCUCCUCCUGAGAAGCACUCCUGCCUGCACAACCAUUCAUUAGGGAGCAGUUUAUAAGCAUAAAGGAUAAGCAGUUAAUUAUAAAUUUACUCCAAAGACAUAUAAUCAUUGCAGACUAUUCAUAGAAUGUCUCAGUGCUGACAUCCCACAUGUAAACUGCAUUUUGUUCAAAUUUAUAAUGUACUACAUUUUUCCCAUUUGCUUCUUAUAAAAUAGAAAGUUGCAGACAAAAUACAAUUAUAUGCAUCUCUCUUCCUGAAAUUAUAUCAUUUCAUGAACCUGAGUCCAGCUGCCAAAAAUAGAAGGACUUUUAUUUAGUGGAGUCUAUCUUUCCGCCAAUGGCUCUUUGCCUACUACCACAAUGUCUAUCAAGUAAAUCACUCAGAAUUCCUUGAUGUUCUCUUGGUGGUAAAUUUUAACAUCUUUUACUUUCUAAUUGAGCUCUCCAUUUAAUUUAAUGUUAAUUAAAUCGCUCCCCUCUCGAUAAUCACUUGUUUCAGUUGAGUGAUAACUUUUAAGGGUAAAUACCUAAAUGUGCUAUUAUUGUGGAUUAGUGAAAAUAAUAGUGUAUUUUCAAUACUUGCUCCUUAAAUUUCACUCUGUUAAGACCAUGCUUUAACCAUUUAAUAUGAAAAUACAAUGUAAUAUUUAUAAAAGUUAGUUGACUAUCGAAAUAUCUUGUUGCAUGUAUAUAAUAAGUAAAAUUAUUAUUACUGCAAAUAAAUGGGGCCUAUGAAAAAACAAACUUUUAUGAACAUACAUAAAGUGUUAUUUCAAAUGGAAAUAUUUCCUUUUAGAAAAAAUGUAUUCAUUGUAAUUCAAAAUGCUUAAAUGCCUUUCUAAAAGUGAAAAUCUAUUAACUAUCUUUUAAUCACUUUGUUUUACUAUUUCUAGGAUUAUUUUUCCUUUGUUUUUUAUAAUCAUUAUUUUUUUAAAAUCAUUUUGCUGGCUCCAGAAGUAGGACUAAAUUUGGCUAUUGCCACAGUGAGUGAUGGGAGAACUUUUAAGAGUGGAGAUGUGUUUCCUGAGCUAUGUUUUGAAAAGUGUCCCUGGAAAGUGCAAGGAUGUAGAAAAUACACUCAGAAUCACACCUAUGCAAAGAACGUCAAGUACAGUAUGUUUUUCCUAUAAGGAAAAUAACCAUAAGCUGUAUCAUGCUACUUAGGUUUUGUGUACUAAUUUGAUAUGUCUCCUCUAUUAAGAAUAUUUAAAAUUAGGAGCAGGGAUUUAGAGCUCAGUGGUGCCACCGCCUGCCUCACAAGUGCAAGGUCCCAAGUUAGAUCCCUGGUACCAAAAAAAAAAAGAAUAUUUAAAAUUACAUUUCAAUACUAAUAUAUUCAUUCUAACAUUUAUUUUUAAGAUAUUCAUGGAAAUUUAGCUCACAUAAUCUACAUGUGAUAUUUUUAUUUAAAUUUAAAAAUAUUUAGACAUGUGAAUAAAUUAUAUUUGUAGAGAUAAUUAUUUUGUGCUACAGAGUAUCUAAUGAGCUCUAGUGUUAAACUACCUGAUUAAUUUCUUAUAAAUCAACAUAGCCUUGAGUUGAUUAGAGAAUCAUAUCUUCAAAAUUAACUUGAUAAUAAUAAGGUAUAUUCAUGCAUACAAUAGUCAGAUAAUGAAAAUUAUUUGUGUAAAAGGGCUUCAAGAACAUAUAAUUUUUGUAUUAGUUAUCUUUUAUGUAAAAAUAAAAUAUUAUUUUGUUUUGCCUUUUGCCAUUAAACUAUUUCAUAAUUCUGUACAGUUUUCCCCCCAAAAAAAGUUUAUUUAUGAAAUUCAAGAUUUCUUAGAUGUUAUUUUAGAUAAUAUACCAUGAAUGUAAUUCACAAGUACUUUGUUGUAAAUGUUAUAAUUACUGAACUAAUCAUGCCUGCAUCAGUAAAAUCCCUCUUAGAGUAUUCAAAAAGGCUAAAAUGUUGUAUUGAAACUUCUUUGUAAAAAGACUAUUUUACAAAGGAGUAUUAUCCUUUACUAUAAUAAUUUUUUAAAUUUAAGCAUUCAUGAUAUAUUUUGAUCACCACAUGUGUGAUUUCUAAAUUGCCCACUGAAAGCAAGUAUUGUCUCAAGAUUUUUUUUUAAAAAGUUUUUCAUAGCUUUGAGGACAUCCUGCCCACACAGAGAUGGGAGGGGUCCCUUAGCAUCUGUCUGCCCUGCUCUGUAAACACUGCUGUCUCUGCAGUCCUCAGCUGCCCUUGAGUUAGCUGUCCACCUGGUGAUGCAGGCCAGUGAGAAGAAGUUUCUUCCAUGGAAAGCAGUGUUUCCUUUACUGUCUGUCUGUCUUGCUGAGGGGUUGUAGACAUAACAGGAGCUGUGGCACCUGCCUUGAAGGGUCAAAGCCUCUGGAAGGAAAAUUAGAGACUAAUAGAGAGACUUUCCUGGCUUCAUCACUUCCACGGCUCUUUCUCACACUUACACCAUUCUAAGUGGGUUUCUCUGUUACAUAAAGUCAAGCUAAUCCUUCCUGGUCUCCAGUUCUUUGCCAUGAUACCAUUCAAGAUCAUUAAUAUGAUAGACUGCAAUAAUUCUUACUUUUAACAGCUUUUAAGGAUAAUAAGCAAUUCAUAUCAAAAUCAAUUUUCCAUUGUUAAUUAAUUAUAUUCAUCUUCUUGCCUUGAACUGUUAUUAGGUAUUUUGUACUUGCUUGGAAAAAAACAUCAUUUCCUUUGUAACUAUGUAAUCCAUAUUUGCUAAAACUGUAAUUUCCAAAAUACUGCUGUCAAAUUACAUGCCAUGUUUUUCUAUCUUUCUCAUAGAUCUGCCUUAUAAACAUUUAAAUAAAGAGUAAUAUUUA
Messenger RNA from Heterocephalus glaber (naked mole-rat), 6299 nucleotides. RefSeq names its product STEAP2 metalloreductase (gene Steap2). Gene Ontology annotation, biological process: copper ion import. Gene Ontology annotation, molecular function: ferric-chelate reductase (NADPH) activity; cupric reductase (NADH) activity. Gene Ontology annotation, cellular component: plasma membrane; endosome. Lineage: Eukaryota; Metazoa; Chordata; Mammalia; Rodentia; Bathyergidae. The record is from RefSeq and is a predicted model, not a curated record.